This is a messenger RNA of Penicillium subrubescens, 2190 nucleotides long. Its product is annotated as ankyrin repeat domain-containing protein. Bases 1 to 2190 code for a protein of 729 amino acids. The transcript is spliced from 2 exons. Gene Ontology annotation, cellular component: cytoplasm; nucleus. Gene Ontology annotation, molecular function: protein binding. NCBI's taxonomy places the organism in Eukaryota, Fungi, Ascomycota, Eurotiomycetes, Eurotiales, Aspergillaceae. The record is from RefSeq and is a predicted model, not a curated record.
AUGGAUUACCGAGUCAGUCGAUACCGAACUGAACCAGUUCAGGUAGUUUCGGUUGAGUCAGAGCGGCAUUCAUCUGCACCAGAUGGCGGUAUUCAAGGGUCGUCGGCGGAUAUGAACGGAGACGUCGCGCACAAUAACCGGUUACUCUAUGCUGCCGGCGAAAACGACGUGGACAGAGUCAUCGCUCUCUUCUCGCAGGGAGCGAGAAUCGACUACGUCGACAGCAAAGACGGCCAAACGCCGCUUCACAAGGCGUGUUCUAGCGGCAACCCAGAGAUUGUUAAGUUCAUUAUCCGACGCUGUGCGGAUGUCGAUGUUCGGGAUUUUCUCGGAAACACGCCAUUGCAUAUUGCCUGCUCUACGAGGAACGUGGGUGCUGUUAAGUUGCUGAUUGAGGGUGGGGCGGAUGCUAACAAGAUGAUGAAUACCGGUGAAACGGCGCUGCAUGUGGCGAGUAAUUUCGGAGAGGUUGGGAUCCUGCGCUUGCUGCUUGAGACUGAUGUGGAGAUUGAUGUUAAGGGUAAUGAUGGGCGCACACCGUUGCAUAAAGCGGCGAUGGGGGGCUCGCAGGACGCUGCUGAGAUGUUGCUUCAGUUCCGGGCAGUGGCUGAUGCUGUUGAUCAUUGGGGACAGACGGCGUUACAUUUGUGUUUGAGUGGGAAAAGCAUUGAGGUUAUGGAGGUUCUGCUUCGGUAUGGGGCGGAUGUGAACCUGGCCGAUGACGAUGGGAAUACGGUACUGCAUAAGGUCUGCCGGUUUGGGUGGAAGGAUGUUGUGAAGCUUUUGCUCAAGUAUAGGGCGGAUGUUGACAUGAAAGGGUGUGAAGGUAUGUCGGCGCUGCAACUGGCUAAGCAGGGGGGCUUGAAAGAGAUAGUGGACUUGCUUGCUCAAUAUUCGAAGCUUUCCGAUGAACUCGAGGAACAGCCUUUGGUAUAUACCAGACCUAUGAGUGACAAUUCAAUGGGCCGGCCUAUCCGUGAUUCGGUUGAAAAGGCAAGCGAAGAUCCUCAGGAAGAAAGUAAAGGGAUACACCUGACGCCCGAAUUCAACCCCAAUAUCUGGAGCGGAGUACGUCGCGAUAACGGCGAUGGUUUCAUCCUAGCCAGCUACGACAAGCACGAUAUCAGCUUCGAUGCGAAAUUGGAAUCUAUCCGGCCAUGCAUGCACGAAGGGAGAGAGAUGCAUGAGAUCCAGCUAAAGCUCAACUUCAUGCGGCCAUAUUCUAUGAGCCAUCGCAUCCGGUAUGCCCAGGUCGACGCUAUUGUCAGCUCCAAUAAUGCCGAACAUGGUCCUCACAUCCGAGGGGUAAUGCCCCAGGCAGAUCGAAUGGAGGUCUCCGAACAGGAGAUCACCUCCGGCCAAAAGUUUACAGUUGGGGCUGCUGGCAGCGGCGGGCCAUCGAAUGUAAAUAUCAGUAUGGAAGGUUCAAAGACUCGGAAGUCGACGUUCAAAGGUGUACGAAUCAUCCACGGAGCUAUAAGAGACAGACUACGUGCUUCCUGGCGAAUGUACGAGGAACCGGGGAGUAGGAGCGGGUUACCUGAAAUUGUUCGCUUGCUGUUGUUGGUGAACUGCGAGGCCGAGUUCGACAUACGGCUGAGUCUCUCCGCCAAGGCCUGUCAUCUUUUCUCCCUUGGAAUCCCACGCACGUUAACGGCUCCUGAAGGCCCUGUUUAUUCGAUACCCAAGCUCGAUGCCAUCUCUGCAUACGACCAGGAGUCAAGACUGCGGCAAAUGCUGGACGUCGCAGAUCGCGCGGCCAUGAUGGUAGAAGAAGCAGAUAAACUUCGAAAGAGCUUCUCACAGGCAAUCCGUGCUCACAAGAAGAAGCAUCUGAUCAUGCAAGUGGGAGCGAAAGAAAGCUAUUUCCAAGAAUGGUCGGAUAUCAUUGACGCGUCUAAGUCCGGCGAUUUCACUAAUUUACGUGAGAUGAUGCUAGCAAUGGAGGAGUCAGCGCCAGAACCUGAGCUUGACCGAAGGAGACGCCAGGAGGAUAGGCUCGACUCAUCUGCUCCACAGCGAAGGUGGCUGCCACCAGGGGAGGCGCGAUGGGGUCCUCCACCCAGGGAUGAGCAACCGCGGAUGCUCUCGGGGUAUCUGGAACGAAGAGGCUAUAAUCCAGCGCCACAAAAUGCCCUGGAGUCCUUUUCUGCUGUAGGGCCAGGGUACAAUGUCUCUAGGUUGGCAUAA